Messenger RNA from Tribolium madens (black flour beetle), 603 nucleotides. RefSeq names its product thioredoxin-like protein 4A (gene Dim1). Lineage: Eukaryota; Metazoa; Arthropoda; Insecta; Coleoptera; Tenebrionidae. The record is from RefSeq and is a predicted model, not a curated record. Bases 101 to 529 code for a protein of 142 amino acids. Gene Ontology annotation, biological process: mRNA splicing, via spliceosome. Gene Ontology annotation, cellular component: U4/U6 x U5 tri-snRNP complex; U5 snRNP; spliceosomal complex. The transcript is spliced from 3 exons.
CAUUGACACACUGACAGUUGUUGUCAUUAUUUCUGUUAUUAUUGUUUGUAUUUUCGAAAUUUAAGCUUGUUUGUGGCGCAUUUUGAACAAAACAGUCAAAAUGUCGUAUAUGUUGGCUCAUUUACACAACGGCUGGCAAGUGGACCAAGCCAUAUUGUCUGAAGAGGACCGAGUCGUGGUGAUUCGUUUUGGACACGACUGGGACCCCUCUUGUAUGAAAAUGGACGAAGUUAUGUAUAGUAUCGCCGAAAAAGUGAAAAACUUUGCUGUUAUUUAUCUUGUGGAUAUUACGGAAGUUCCAGAUUUUAAUAAAAUGUAUGAAUUGUACGAUCCUUGUACUGUAAUGUUCUUCUUCAGAAAUAAACACAUCAUGAUUGAUUUAGGUACUGGUAAUAAUAAUAAAAUAAACUGGCCUUUGGAGGAUAAACAAGAAAUGAUUGAUAUUAUUGAAACUGUGUAUAGGGGAGCUAGGAAAGGACGUGGUUUGGUUGUAUCUCCUAAAGAUUAUUCAACCAAGUAUAGGUACUAAUUUUGUGUAAUUAAAGAAGUGGUUUUAAGUGUAAAUUAUUUUAUUUAUGUAACUUGAUUAAUAAAAACAGAAAA